AUGUUUUGUGAGGUUAGUGGUCACAAAGGAAUUGACAUUGGUGAGAUGUUAGAGAAGUGUUUGUCAGAUUGGGAGCUUAAAGAUGUGUUUACUGUCACUUUGGAUAAUGUGAGUGCCAACAAGGUAGCAAUGGAUUAUUUGAAGACUAGUAUUGUUUCAAAGACAGGGGCAGAAGAGAGAGAUAAGUACUUGCAUGUAAGGUGUGCAGCUCAUGUACUUGCACUUGUGGUAAAAGAUGCUGUGAGGGUCUACAACAAAUCAAUUGCAAGAAUCAGGUCAGUUGUCAAGUAUAUAAAAGGUUCUCCAUCUAGGUUGGCUAAGCUUAAGCGUUGUGCAAAAUUAGUUGGAAUAGAGUCUAAGGUAACAUUGAUAUUAGAUGUUAAGACUAGGUGGAACAACACAUGCUUGAUGCUACAGGCUGCAGAAGUGUUUGAAAAAGCAUUUAUUAGGUUAGAAAGGUAUGACAAGGAAUAUCGGCAGUUGUUUUAUUACCCAAAACAGACCUCGACUAAGGUAACAACAAACACUUUCUUAUGGCAAUUAGUUAUCAUAUAUGAGCAACUAGUUGAGUUUAGAUAUAAUGUAGAUGAAGAUCCUUUUAUUGCUACUAUGGCUGGAAAAAUGUUUAAGAAGUAUAACAAAUAUUGGGGUGAUUAUGCAAAGAUGAACCCUACAAUCUUUUUUGCCAUGUUGUUAGAUCCUAGAGAGAAAGAAAAAGGACUACAAUUUGCUCUUGAUCUCUUGUAUGGGAAGAGUUCUUCUAAGGUUGAAUCUGUUAUGAAGCUUGUUAAGUUGGAUUUUAAGAUUCUAUUUGAAGAAUAUAAGGAUGUUUAUUCAGUUCAUGAGGAGUCAAGUAGUUCUAUCCAGGGACAAGCCAAAACAGUGGUAAGUAAACCAGUGACAGGGCCAAGUCGUAUGAAAGAGUUGAUGUCAAGGAGUAAGAGGUUCAAGAAAGGCCCAAAUGAUGAUGAGGGAAAAACAGAGUUGGACAAAUAUUACAUUGACGAGUAUGAACAAGGAAUUCUUUGA
Messenger RNA from Papaver somniferum (opium poppy), 1029 nucleotides. RefSeq names its product zinc finger BED domain-containing protein RICESLEEPER 2-like. The record is from RefSeq and is a predicted model, not a curated record. Bases 1 to 1029 code for a protein of 342 amino acids. Lineage: Eukaryota; Viridiplantae; Streptophyta; Magnoliopsida; Ranunculales; Papaveraceae. Gene Ontology annotation, molecular function: DNA binding. The transcript is spliced from 4 exons.